This is a messenger RNA of Microtus oregoni (creeping vole), 2065 nucleotides long. RefSeq names its product dihydropyrimidinase (gene Dpys). Gene Ontology annotation, molecular function: dihydropyrimidinase activity. Gene Ontology annotation, biological process: pyrimidine nucleobase catabolic process. Gene Ontology annotation, cellular component: cytoplasm; cytosol. Lineage: Eukaryota; Metazoa; Chordata; Mammalia; Rodentia; Cricetidae. The coding region runs from base 74 to 1642 and encodes 522 amino acids. The record is from RefSeq and is a predicted model, not a curated record. The transcript has 10 exons.
AGGGAGUUUGGGCACAGUCUGCGGAGACCUCAAAGGUCUCCUCCGGGAGGCUAGAUCGCCAGCACCUCUGGCCAUGGCACCGCAGGGACGACUUCUCAUCCGCGGGGGUCGCGUGGUCAAUGAUGACUGCUCACAGGUGGCCGACGUGCUAGUGGAGGACGGCGUGGUGCGGGCGCUGGGACGGGACCUGCUGCCUCCCGGGGACGCGCCCAGGGGGCUGCGCAUCCUGGACGCAGCGGGCAAAUUGGUCCUGCCCGGAGGCAUCGACACACACACGCACAUGCAGCUCCCGUUCAUGGGCACCCAGUCAGUCGACGACUUCUACCGGGGCACCAAGGCUGCCUUAGCUGGGGGUACCACCAUGAUCAUCGACUUCGCCAUCCCUCAGAAAGGCAGCUCCCUCCUCGAAGCCUUUGAGACCUGGCGCAGCUGGGCAGACCCCAAUGUCUGCUGUGACUAUAGCCUACAUGUGGCGGUGACGUGGUGGAAUGACAAGGUAAAAGAAGAAAUGAAAACCCUUGCCCAAGAUAAAGGAGUUAACUCCUUCAAGAUGUUUAUGGCCUACAAAGGCCUGUACAUGGUGCAAGACGAGCAGAUGUAUGCAGCCUUUUGCCAUUGCAAGGAGAUUGGAGCGAUUGCUCAGGUGCACGCCGAGAAUGGAGACUUGAUCGCAGAGGGAGCAAAGAAGAUGCUGGCCUUGGGAAUCACAGGCCCGGAGGGUCAUGAGCUAUGCCGUCCUGAAGCGGUGGAAGCAGAGGCCACUUUGAGGGCCAUCACCAUAGCCAGUGCGGUGAACUGCCCUCUAUACGUCGUGCACGUGAUGAGCAAAUCUGCGGCGAAGGUGGUAGCCGAUGCGAGGCGAGAAGGGAAGGUAGUCUACGGAGAACCGAUUGCGGCGGGACUCGGCACGGAUGGCACACACUAUUGGAGUAAAGAAUGGCACCACGCAGCCCACCACGUCAUGGGUCCUCCGCUGAGACCUGAUCCUUCAACUCCUGGCUUUCUCAUGAACCUGUUGGCUAAUGGUGAUCUGACCACAACAGGGAGUGAUAACUGCACUUUCAACACCUGCCAGAAAGCUCUGGGGAAAGAUGACUUCACCAAGAUCCCCAAUGGGGUGAACGGUGUAGAGGACCGGAUGUCCGUGAUAUGGGAAAAGGGCGUGCACAGUGGUAAAAUGGAUGAAAACAGGUUUGUGGCCGUUACCAGCACAAAUGCAGCCAAAAUCUUUAAUCUUUAUCCAAAAAAAGGAAGGAUAGCUGUCGGUUCCGAUGCUGACAUUGUGAUCUGGGACCCAGAAGCCACAAGGACGAUCUCUGCCAAAACUCACCACCAGGCCGUUAACUUCAACAUCUUUGAGGGCAUGGUUUGCCACGGGGUUCCCCUGGUGACUAUUUCCCGAGGCAGAGUGGUGUAUGAAGCAGGUGUUUUCAGUGUCGCAGCGGGAGACGGGAAGUUUAUUCCACGCAAACCGUUUGCUGAAUACGUCUACAAACGGAUCACGCAGCGAGACCAGACUUGCACACCUACACCCGUGCAGCGUGCACCCUACAAGGGAGACAUCGUCACACUGAAAUCCAGAGAGCCAGAAGAGGGUGACCCAGCUGGGACCAGGAUGCAGGGCUACUCUUCAUCCGGCUGAUGUGGUCAAGCAAGGACAAAGCAGGCGUUCUGCAGUAGAAGCCGAGCAAAGGCCCCAAGGCCGCCUCCCCACCAGCCGUCAGCCCCUGGCGCAGAGUCUGUUAUUUCAACUCCCCGAGAUCCUUUAGGAAAAAUAAUCGCUCUGGGCCGCUUUGAUUUUUCUCUCAGAAGCAAUAGCCGCCUGCCUCACUGUGCCUUUGUUGCUGAGCGAGAUUGAAGCUAUAAAUGAACGUUCCUGGGAUGGGAAGUCCGCGUGAAGACUCGUUGAUGAGCCCUUUCAGGUGUCGUCUUUCUUUACACCAGGUUUCUUUCUCUGGGUUUUUAAAGAUGACUUUCUGUGUAAGGCUUGGUUGCUGUUCUGUUUUGUUUUAAUGGCUGCAUUUGUUUGAAACAGCACUAUGAUUUUUACUUUUGAUUGCAAUUA